Messenger RNA from Lathyrus oleraceus (garden pea), 1428 nucleotides. RefSeq lists its product as uncharacterized. The coding region runs from base 123 to 1067 and encodes 314 amino acids. Lineage: Eukaryota; Viridiplantae; Streptophyta; Magnoliopsida; Fabales; Fabaceae. The transcript has 6 exons. The record is from RefSeq and is a predicted model, not a curated record.
AAAUAACCAACGGCUCCUCCAAUUUUUCAAUUUGAAAGUUUUUACAUUUCACUUUCACUUUCUCAUUCUCAGCGAUUCGUGUUUUCCAAUAACCACUGAUUUUCAUCCUCAACAACAACACAAUGUCUCUCCCUCCCGAAAUCGACGAUUUCAUCAAACAAACCAUCGAUCACUCUUUAGGGCUUCCGAUAUCUUCCCAAACCCUCGACAUCAAGCUUCGCGCCGCCAAAGAAUCAGAUCAGUUGCUGCGCAAACAGAACGCUUCACUCCUCAACAAAUUGAAAGAAAAAGACCAACUCAUAGAACAAGCCAAGUAUGAAGCGUGUUUGAGUGCUCAAGCGAUAAAGAAAUUCGUUGAGGAGAAUCAGAAAUUGGCGGUGGAGUGUGAGAAUCUUGUGGCGCAUUGUCAAAAACUGGAGAAGGAAUUUGUGCUGUAUGAGAAGGAUAGGGAAGCAUUGAUUGAUUUUCAGAAUGAAGCCGAGGAACGGGCGAGGGAGGCUUGGUUGCGAGUUGAAGAGUUGGAACGUGAUUUGAUCGUUUAUGAGAUGAAGAUGAAAGAAUGCCAGCAAGAGAAUGAAUCGGUUGAUUCUUCAUCGACAAGCACGCCGGAGGAGGAGAGUUUGCUAGACUCCCUUCUGGCAACAGUUACUGCUAAAGAUGACUCUUCUACAUACGAGUUCUUAAACGCAAAUAGUGAAAAUGAGCAUUGUAAAAAGUUGCUGUCAAUGUGGAGCAGAUUAAAACAAUCAACUCAGAGAGUUUUGUCUCUUGUCGCUGAACUGAUGUCUCUAGAAAAGGAUAAAGAGCAUCUAAGGAUUAACCUUGACAGAGCUGAAGAGGAGGGAAAAUUACUAUUUGUUGAAAAUGGGAUAUUGGAAAAGGAGAACAAAAGGCUGUUGAUGAAACUUUCCCAUAGUGCAUCUGCCAAGUCAAGCAAAAGAAAGUCAAGUCCCAAAACAAGUAGCCCGAUGAGGAAGAAGAUUGAUUUCGAUGAUUUAGAUUCUGUUUCUUCUCGACAACCAUUGUCGCCCUUGCAAUGUAACUCUUCGGACUGUGUCACCAAUUGAUUUGACUUUUACAGUCAAGCAAAAGAAAGUCAAGUCCCAAAACAAGUAGCCCGAUGAGGAAGAAGAUUGAUUUCGAUGAUUUAGAUUCUGUUUCUUCUCGACAACCAUUGUCGCCCUUGCAAUGUAACUCUUCGGACUGUGUCACCGCUGUCUAGAUUCAACUUCCCCGAAAUAGACAACAAUUUGGAUGGUUGAUUUGGUGAUCUUUCAUAGUGAUCUAUUGAUCUCUUUACAAAGAUAACAGAAAAAAUGUUUUUGAUGACUUUAUGUACCACUUAUUUCUUGAUAGUGUGUGUAUGUAUCGUUUGACACAGUUAACAUUUUCUUUAUGUGCCUGAAAAAUCUCGAUGUUGUUUGUGCA